This is a messenger RNA of Phragmites australis (common reed), 2168 nucleotides long. Its product is annotated as plastidic glucose transporter 4-like. The record is from RefSeq and is a predicted model, not a curated record. Gene Ontology annotation, biological process: transmembrane transport; carbohydrate transport. Bases 177 to 1781 code for a protein of 534 amino acids. Gene Ontology annotation, cellular component: membrane. Lineage: Eukaryota; Viridiplantae; Streptophyta; Magnoliopsida; Poales; Poaceae. Gene Ontology annotation, molecular function: carbohydrate:proton symporter activity. The transcript has 14 exons.
UGGAUCCUCGUCCCCUCGCGCCGCGUUGGGUACCCGUACCCGGCAGCCGUGCCUCCUCGGCAAAUUCGGCCUCAUCCGCUGCUUGCCUCGCAACUAUCGGAUCUUGCGACGGCAUCCCUCUCUUCUUCCUCGCCACUCAGAGCUUCUAGUCGAAGGAGCAGGCGGCCCCGCUAAAGAUGAUGCGGUGCGCUGUGAAGGGCGGCGGGUGCGUCGUUUCGUGCGGUGAUCGGAGGUCGCCGGCGAUCGCCCCCGGCAGCGUGCGGAUGCCGGCCGGCAGUGGGUUCUGCGCCGGCCUGAGGUCGCGGGCGGCGGAUCUCACCGGCGUCGAGAUGGCGAGCCUGCGCGGCGGAGUUGAGGGGCUCUUCCGCCCGCGCUACGGGCGCGUGCGCGCCACGGCCGCAGUUGAUCCUGAGGACGUUCCAUUGGAGAAGGUUCAAGUUAAAUCUUCUGGACAUGUUCUGCCAUAUGUUGGUGUUGCUUGCUUGGGGGCUAUUUUGUUUGGUUACCAUCUUGGUGUGGUCAAUGGUGCUCUUGAAUAUCUCGCAAAGGAUCUUGGGAUUGCUGAAAAUGCUGUCUUACAAGGAUGGGUGGUUAGCACAUCCCUGGCUGGUGCAACAGUAGGUUCUUUUACUGGAGGGUCUUUGGCUGAUAAAUUUGGCCGAACAAGAACAUUCAUCCUGGAUGCAGUCCCGCUUGCUUUAGGUGCAUUCUUGAGUGCAACUGCUCAAGAUGUCCGCACAAUGAUUAUUGGUCGAUUGCUUGCUGGAAUUGGUAUUGGGAUCUCUUCUGCUCUUGUGCCCCUUUACAUAUCUGAGAUCUCACCAACUGAAAUUCGUGGAACACUCGGUUCCGUUAAUCAACUUUUUAUCUGCAUCGGAAUUCUUGCAGCUUUGUUAGCUGGAUUGCCUCUGGCAGGAAAUCCUGCCUGGUGGAGGACAAUGUUUGGAAUCGCAGUAGUUCCAUCCAUUUUGCUUGCUGUAGGAAUGGCUUUUUCACCUGAAAGCCCUCGUUGGUUAUUCCAGCAAGGAAAGCUCACUCAAGCAGAAUCAGCUGUGAAAAGACUGUAUGGAAAAGAAAAGGUUACCGAAGUUAUGUAUGAUCUGAGAGCUAGUGGCCAAAGUUCUUCUGAGCCAGAUGCUGGCUGGUUUGAUCUUUUCAGCAAGCGCUAUUGGAAAGUUGUGAGUGUGGGAGCGGCACUGUUUUUGUUCCAACAACUUGCUGGUAUAAAUGCUGUUGUAUAUUACUCUACAUCGGUGUUUCGCAGUGCAGGCAUUGCAUCUGAUGUUGCUGCAAGCGCUCUUGUUGGAGCGGCCAAUGUUUUUGGCACCAUGAUUGCAUCUUCUCUGAUGGACAAGCAAGGCAGGAAAAGCCUUCUGAUAACAAGCUUUUCUGGAAUGGCUGCUUCAAUGUUACUCUUAGCUUUGUCCUUCACCUGGAAAGCCUUGGCACCUUAUUCUGGGACUCUUGCUGUUGUGGGCACUGUUCUGUAUGUUCUAUCAUUUGCUCUUGGAGCCGGUCCUGUUCCAGCACUACUACUUCCUGAAAUAUUCGCCUCCAGAAUAAGGGCCAAGGCUGUCGCAUUAUCUCUAGGCAUGCACUGGGUUUCCAACUUCUUAAUUGGCCUGUACUUCUUGAGUGUCGUUAACAAGUUUGGUAUUAGCACAGUGUAUUUGGGUUUUGCGUCUGUAUGUGCUCUUGCAGUUCUUUACAUAGCUGGAAAUGUGGUCGAGACCAAGGGGCGAUCACUGGAAGAGAUUGAGCGGGAUCUAAGUUCAGCAUGAUGUGCUGCUAGUCAUGCGGCCGCGCCUUUUGGUGACUGAGAAUGCAACCCAACACCCAACUAAACACCCUGGGACCUGGAGACGCUGUUUCUUGUUUGAUGUAGUUUCAGAAAUAAGAUAGCAGCAAGAUUCUCCAGUUGCGGUGACUUGAUGAACACUUAGGGCAUGUUUGGUUGCCCACGUGCUCUCAGUCUGACUGUAUGAGUCAUACAGGCUGAGUUGAGACAGGCUGGGGAGAUGCAGUAGGGUCUGUUGGGUUGGCUGCAUGUGUUCAGUCUGGUUGAGAAGAGAUUGUGUUUGGUUGUCUGCACGAGUAUAUGUUGUAAUACAAAGGAACUCACUUUUUUACCAAAUAACCUAGGUUGAAAAUAUUUUUAUAAAUUAGUA